AUGUCGAGGACGGUGAAAGAUUCCAUGAAUCCUCUUACAUGGGAGUACCGCUUACACGGCAGCUGCUUCUCGCAGAUGCGCGACCCCGGAGGCAAUGGACGCGAGGCUCACUCGUUAAAGUAUGAGGAUAACGAAUACGAAUACAAAGACGUCACAUUAACCAAGAAAUACGACGUCUACAGAGAACAACUCAAGAAAAACCCUCGCAAGUUUAUUGAUGAAGACUACAUGUAUAACGUUUUGCAACUGCAGCAGACACCUGGCUGGGAACAGUACUAUAUUUACCCGUAA
This is a messenger RNA of Neospora caninum, 291 nucleotides long. RefSeq lists its product as hypothetical. The coding region runs from base 1 to 291 and encodes 96 amino acids. The transcript has 3 exons. The record is from RefSeq and is a predicted model, not a curated record. Gene Ontology annotation, molecular function: cyclin-dependent protein serine/threonine kinase regulator activity. NCBI's taxonomy places the organism in Eukaryota, Apicomplexa, Conoidasida, Eucoccidiorida, Sarcocystidae.